Molecule: messenger RNA, 1111 nt
Organism: Papaver somniferum (opium poppy)
Lineage: Eukaryota; Viridiplantae; Streptophyta; Magnoliopsida; Ranunculales; Papaveraceae
Product: probable DNA replication complex GINS protein PSF1
Exons: 7
Coding region: 102-695 (197 amino acids)
Biological process (GO): DNA strand elongation involved in mitotic DNA replication; DNA replication
Cellular component (GO): GINS complex
Source: RefSeq, a predicted model, not a curated record
UCCAAAGAACAGAAGCUUGUAUUUUAGCUCUAGUCACACAGAGAGGGAGAAAGAGAGGACACAUUUGUAAGAUUUUAAUGUUCUAAGCUAAGCCAGCAAAGAUGUACGGAAGAACUGCAUCGCAGCUGGUGAAGGAACUUGCCAGCAAUGAGGCUAAUCAACUCUCUUCUUUCAAUAAUGAUUUGGUUGAUCAAGUAAUUAAAGAGUGCGAUAACCACCACUUAGAGCUUCAGAACUUGAUGAGGAAAAUUCAGGAUGAAGGUUUAGACGUACAGACAACUAGAAAUGCUGACCACUUUGGUGCUGUUAUCCACCACCUCUCUUUAUCUCGGAACAAGCGUUCUCUUAUGGCUUAUAUGUAUAAUCGUGCGCAAAUUAUUCAGGAUUUGAGAUGGAAGGUAGGGCAUACACUUCCUCAAGAAGUUAAAGAAAAGCUUAACCACCGUGAGGUAGAGUAUUUCAAAAAUCAUUCUGAUGCUUUGGAGAAAUACAUCUCAAAGCUAGACCUUGAUUUGACUGUGGAUAUGGUUCCUCCGAAGGAUCCUUACUUAAAAGUCAGGGUCCUCGAAGAUAUCGGUCAUGUGCCUCUGGGAGAUCAGUCAUCGAAUCUUGCACGGCACUCGAUACACUUUCUUAAGCGAACGGAUGCUGAACGGUUCAUCUCACUGGGCUUGAUGGAGGAACUCUCUGGCUAGAUGUAAUUUUCUAGUCACGCGCAUACAGAGUGCCAUACGGAGUGGACGUAAGAGAUGACUGUUGAUGUAAUGAAGCUCAACAAACAGCCCCCAUUUUGGAACUACCAGUCCAUUUUGUUGCCAGAUCUGGAAAGAUAUGUUAGUUGAAGUUGAGGGACGCGUUAUAUGUUUAGUUAAUCAAUUAAGAAUGAAUCUAGUGUUGUACUUGUAUGUGACAGAUGAAAAUAGUUUUCAUCAUGGAGUACCCAUGGAAACAUAACAAUGACAAUAAUUUUUGGCCAGGGACCGUUGAGCUUUUAGCCUUUCACGCAUCCUGAUGUUGAUGUAAAAAAAUUAAAAGCUACAAAUGCUAAACAGGAGCAGACUAUAGAUUGUUAUAGCGUUAUUAAAACAGUAUUAAUGUUGCAACAUUUUUC